AUGAUCUAUCCAGGGUUUAGGUUGUCGUGCGGUCACUCGCUGUGCUGCAGCUGUAUAUGCAGGCUGAUUGAUGCCGAAGCAGCAGCACCACGUUCUCUGCUGCAGCUGCUGCGGGAGGUUGCUGCUGUGCGGCGCCAGGUCAACGAGCUGCAGCAGCAGCAGCAGCAGCAGCAGCAGCAGCAGCAGCAGCAAGAGCAGCAGCAAGAGCAGCAGCAGCUGCUGCAGCAGCAGCAGCAGGGCACCAAUAUCUUCGCUGCUGCUGCUGCUGCACAUAAUGCAGGGUUUCUAUCGUGGGGAGCUGCAAAUGCAGCAACAGCAGCAGCAGCAACAGCUGCUGCUGCACAUAAUGCAGGGUUUCUAUCGUGGGGAGCUGCAAAUGCAGCAACAGCAGCAGCAGCAGCAACAGCAGCAGCAGCAGCAGCAGCAACAGCAGCAGCAGCAGAGCAGCAAAGGCUCAGGAGUCUACUCUCUUCUUCUCUUCUUGCUGCUCCUGUUCGUUGCCCUUGCUGCCGCUGCUGGAGCCGCGUAGCAGCAGAAAACCUCGCGCUGCUGCAGUCUGCUGAGGAGGAGGAGCAGCACCGCAGACGUCGUUUGGAGGAGCAGCAGCAGCAGCAGCAGCAGCAGCAGCAGCAAGAGCAGCAGCAGCGAAGACGCGAGCUGAAGCGGAGGCCCCCAGGAACAGAGGAGAACAGCAACGAGCAGCAAAUGUGA
Eimeria mitis is the source of this 711-nucleotide messenger RNA. RefSeq lists its product as uncharacterized. Bases 1 to 711 code for a protein of 236 amino acids. Lineage: Eukaryota; Apicomplexa; Conoidasida; Eucoccidiorida; Eimeriidae. The record is from RefSeq and is a predicted model, not a curated record. The transcript has 5 exons.